Eremomyces bilateralis CBS 781.70 is the source of this 4646-nucleotide messenger RNA. RefSeq lists its product as uncharacterized. Lineage: Eukaryota; Fungi; Ascomycota; Dothideomycetes; Eremomycetales; Eremomycetaceae. Gene Ontology annotation, molecular function: protein binding; structural constituent of nuclear pore. The transcript has 4 exons. Bases 136 to 4209 code for a protein of 1357 amino acids. Gene Ontology annotation, biological process: transcription-dependent tethering of RNA polymerase II gene DNA at nuclear periphery; protein import into nucleus; poly(A)+ mRNA export from nucleus. Gene Ontology annotation, cellular component: nuclear pore outer ring. The record is from RefSeq and is a predicted model, not a curated record.
CGAUCAUUGAUCAGUCCUGACUCCAAACCCGGAGCUUUCAAGCUUCCAAAUUCUCAUUGUGUAACCACCGGCAUCUCUAUCAAAUCCAUCGCCGGUUCCUCCACGCGUCUCACCACAGUUGGCGCCAGUCCCACGAUGUUUUCUCCGGAUACCGGUCAUCGCACCGCGUCCUUUACGCGAUCCUCCCGACGCAGACAGCGGACCGACUCCGAUGGAGCUUUCCAAUCGUUGCGCAAGCGCACCAAGGUCGCCGAACACACCGACGUGCACUCUCCUGUGGACGACGAUAACGGUGCCGACGACUCUCACGACGUCCCGGUUGCGUCGAUCGAGCGGCAACAGGUUCCAAUGGCGCGGCCAAUGCCAGUGCGCGAAAAGCCAAGUUCGAUCCCGCUGAGGUCUUUGAAAGGCGACACGGGAUCAUAUCUUACAAAGACGGCAUAUUACUCGGUGAAAAAGCUUCCGGCCUUUCCUGACCAGCUGCGGGAUGCACUGGAUAUCGAUGCGAAGUUCGUCCCAUCGUCGCAGUAUGUCCUGGCGACAACUCCGGAUACGGCAUACGUAUGGGACUACAACUCCGGACCUGCGAACCUGUCGCUGAAAGUCCUCCCGAUCCCCAAUUCCAUGAAAGCGUACCAACUGCCUCCGCUCGGCCAUAUCAUUGGCAGUAAGACAACAGAGGACCUUGGUCUAGUUCUUGUCGCUCCGAAGUCGGGAAAGAUCAUGUUCUGGGAGAACAUCGACACGCUGGAGUCCCAACCCCUCUUUCAACAACGAAGACACGGUCUGGAAGGCAUGGUCGGGAGCAUGGCCACGGGCGAGAGAGCGGUCGAACUCAUCGAUGCGAAGCAUGCCGGGAUACUACUGCGUUUUAACACGGGCCGAAUCGCACAGCUCCUCCUUCGAGAUGGGCAAGGACGACCCAAAAUUACCGUUCGACCCUUGUAUGCCAGUGGUGCAGGCGAUGGAGGAUGGGUAUCGGGCUUCAUGAACACUUUUACCGCCUCUAGCUACCAGGCUAUCGCGGCGAAGAGAGUCAUUUCGACCAAGGGUCAUGCUGAGGUGUACGCUUGCAACAAAGACGGGAAGUUCUACUUCUGGGACAUCGAUUGGACGGGCCAGCAUCUUUUCAAAUCCGCCAUUGAGACAAAAGCCGAGAUCCAAGCUGGUCUGAUUGCUGGGUUCGAUGCGCCCCCGGGCAUGUUCAGUGCCUUGGAGAUCGUAGACUUUGCGAUCCUCAAUUCCCCAAUGUCGGAGAAAUCUGCGCUUGCACGGCCGGAGGAGAGCGAGCCGGCUACUCAUGUGCUGACUCUUGUGCGGUCGCAGUCAGAAAGUGUCACCUGGUUUUAUUUGGUCGAACUCAUGCUCGAGAGAGACGCCGCCAGCACUCGGCGCAUUAUCCAGGUUCAAUUCAACCCCCAAGCCCCCGAACAAAAAGGAUGGCCGCCGAAAUUGCUCGUACCGGAGCCGCAGCAUACAGCGUUCAUCGUCUAUCAAACCGGCGUGUCGAUCAUCUCCAUCAUCAGUUCCGAAAACUCUCCUGAGAAUCAGCUGCUCGCGAACGGUUCGACAUCUCGCGACCUCUUUCAAGACGUUCUCCGUUUUAAACUUACCGACGCCCACUGUUUUUUCGCGUCCGAAAUAGAACCCCCGGGUACGAAAACUCGGAACUCGACAUGCCUGCUGAUGUCCCGAGGCGCGGGAAUCAUUCGUUGCACUGCCAACGACCCCGAAAAGACCGAUGAACCCAUGAACGUGCACACAUUGUCUCCGAAAGGGAGGAUCGAGCAAGCCGUCUUUUUUGGAGGCAUGUCGGAUAAUCCCAUCAACUUCAACAACCCGAACCCCUUCCCCCAAAUCUAUCAUCCUUCCGAGGUCGAGGGUGCGGCCAUCACCAUCAGCCACGAGAUUCUCUCGUCCACGACUCCGUAUAUGGAGCGCCAGACCGGCGCGAUGGAGAUCUUCCUGGCCAAACGCGCCAAGGCGCUUCGCGAUCUGAUCGAGUAUACCAAGCGUCUGGUCCCGAACCUCUCGACAAUCACGAAGUGGCAGCUGCUCUGGAACGCGGAAAAGCUCGCGUCGGCCCAGGCGCUCUGGGCGAAGCAUGAGGCGCGGAAGGCGACGAUGGAUAAUCCGACGGGGACGCUCCUGCAGAGCGUGGCCGAAGACCUGCUGAAAGAAUACCACGAGGAAUACGCCGGACUUGAGGACGCGGGCACGGUGACGGACCCGGUGUCCAGCUGGUUCACGCGCGACCUCUGGCGGCAAGAACGGCUGUUCACCAGCUCCCUGCAAGGGCUCGUGAAUAUUCUGCACAAUUACGAGCGGGAGAUCGUGCACAAACUCAAGAUGGAGCUGAUGGAGGAGGCCGACGAGAUCCAUUGGACGCUGCUCGAGACCGCCAUGCAGUUUCGGACCGACCAUGCCGCGAUGUAUGGCAUCGACGAUGAGACUAUCGAGGAUGGCGUCCUUACGACGGGCUACGAAGGCCUGCCGAGGUUCUGGACCUCGACGCAGAAUAGCGUCACCAGCAUUCGACAUUUGGUCCGAUUGAACAAUGGCAUGGCGAAAGCCGCCACGGAGGUGGUGGUGCGCGGCGAGGGAGACGAAUAUCGAGAGACAACGGAGACCAUGUUGGACGCAGGAUAUGCGCUGACCCGAUAUUGCCUCCUCGUGCACCUGGAGCGGAUUCGGUGGUGCCUGGCCCAGGAGGACGAGAAGGUCCGGGCGAGUGGGAUCAGUCUACAGCAAGAGUUUGAAAGCAAGAUCCGAGGCCAGUUGAUCCAGGAACUGCUGGAGGUUGACGGUGGCGAGGCGGCGUUGGACUACGCGAUCGAAUUCCGGGACCUCGAAUCGCUGGUGGUGGUCAUCCACUUCAAUCUGGAGGACUACCAGUCCAUCAUUGACGACCCGAAAAUGCACCGGCGAGGGAAGUCAGAGGCAUCGGAGCACCUCCAAUCGCUACGGGACCGGGUAAAGAACAAAUUCUUCAAGAUCUUCGGCAAGCCGUUCUCAGAGGCCUACCUGAAUUCCUACGUCGAAGCGGGUCGGUUCUGGGACCUGCUCGAAGACGACCUCGUGCCGGAUGACAUCCGCACCGAGUUCCUCCACUCGAACGAAGCGUUCGCGAAAUUAAGCUGGAUGCACGAUGCGGCGUCAAACGACGGGACGCGGAACUACAAGGACGCGUGCCAAGCGCUGGCCAAGGCGGCGCUGUCGCAGGAGACGAACGCAUGGUGCAAAGACAUUCAACUCUGCCUCGCCAAGCUUUCCCUGAAGGCGCAUGAGUCCUCGACGCUGGACGCCACACUCGCGCAGCGGAACGGCGACGUGAAACGCCUCGACGCGGAGAUCCAGGCGACGUGGAUGCAAGACGUCCUCUACCACGUCGUGCAAGGCGCAGCGCACGGCGCCCUGGACGCGGAAUCGGCGGUCGAUCUGGUGAUGGGGGAGUUCGGCGCGCGCCACGUGGCGGGAAAGCCGGCCCUGCAUCAGCUGCUGAAGCGCGGGUUCGAGGAGCUGCUGGCGCGGCGGGUGCUCGCGCCGGAAGCGCUGGUCGAUGUGCUCACGCUGAUGGACACGCAACCGCGCGAGGACGACGUGAACGGGUUCCUGAACUUCGCGUUUGCGACAGCGCUGCAGGUCGUGCCGGCGGCGGCGGCGGCGCCGGAGGCGUUGAUCGAGCUAAUCUGGAAGCGGUGCUAUAUUCGGGACGAUUGGGCAGCGAUCAACCGGGCAGCGCUCGCGGGCGAGGGGGACGACGAUGAGCUGGUGCAGGACACGGCGUUGUUCUACCUGUGCCGGGAGAUUUUCUCUAGCACCCUCAAGGACAACCCCUACAAGACACCCGUCCCCCUCGAGAGCGCGCUCCGCUCCGGCUCCCACGAGUCGGACCUCGUCAACCGAUUCCACCGCGAAGACCUCUGCGCGCCGAUCGUGCAGGACAACCGGGUCGACGACGAGCGGCUGCGGGCGCUGAUCGACGGCGCGCGGUUGGAGCACUGGCGCGACGUGUGUCUGCGCGUCGGGGAGCAGGUCGGGCGGCAAGAGACGGAGGCGGAGGAGCGGGGGAAGAAGGGGACGAUUGGGGGGAUGGAGUGGGCAAGGAGGAGGGGGGCGUUGGAGGGGUUGGAGGAGAGGUUGAGGAGGGAGAAGAGGGCGGAGCGGUUUCCGAAGGUAAAUGGGUCGAGUUCGAGUAUGGAGGAGUAAGGGGAGAGAGUUCCCUGGUCGAUCAACAUUGAGCGACGAUCGAUGGUUUACAGCUUUGUUCGGUGAGCGGUGGGCGCGCUUUGCCUUGUAGCGUUUGGGGUAGCGAUUCAGCCAGCGUAGUUUAACGCUGUCGAGGAGCCCGGCAGAUCUAGUGCGUGGAGAGGUCAAUAUUCGAGACAGAACACGUACAUGAUGUCUGUACAAUCUGUAUAUAUGCGGAUCAUGUGACGAUUGCUGCCUGUAUCGUACCUUCUUCCUCCUGUCCUAAAGUAGAUGCCCGUUUACUGUUUAGGCCGCUGAACCAGCACGUGCAACUGAACACACCACUCUAGUGCAGAUAGGUACUAGGUAUUCGUCCACGUUGCAAUGCAGGUAUCUAACAGAUUUCGAAGUCCAAACACUAUGGAAUGGAUCCCAAUUCCCAAGUCACCCCCUGC